AUGUCAGCGCCAGGCGGGGCCCCGAGCCCUGCUCCUCGAAGUGGAAGUAUCGGGCCUGGCGGAGGAGGAAUGUCAAUGCCUUCCCAGCAGUCGAUGCCAGCAACAACCCCAGGACCAACUCCAGGCCCUCCACCGGCUCCUCCCAGUGGAGCUAUGUCGCAGCAGAAUUUGAACCAGAUAGUCAUCGACUAUUUGGCCAAAAAGGGAUACAGUCGUACGGAAGCUAUGCUUCGGAUGGAGUCUGCAAAUCAAGAGAUUGACGGACGUCCUUUGCCUCCUCUUGGGGAAGACGCACGCCCGAAAUACAGGCUUGGGUUUGAUUUGCUCAAAGUCUGGGUUGAAGACAACCUUGAUUUAUAUAAGCCGGAACUCAAACGCGUUCUUUGGCCCCUCUUCGUCUACACAUUCCUUAGCAUGGUCACCUCUUUCUAUCCGCAAGAUGCCCGACAAUUCUUCGAUGUGAACAAGAACCUCUUCCUGCCGGAGCACACAGAGGAUGUGCGCGCUCUCGAACCGAUUAGCCUCCCAGAACACGUCCAGGACAACUCGACCGCUAAGUUAUAUCGCAAUAACAAGUACCGCUUGAUUCUCAGUAAUCCGGCAUUCGGGAACCUUAUGCAGUUCCUUGAGAGCAAACAGAAGGAGGGAGGGUCAGUCAUGUCUGCUCUUUUGAGUAGUUACUGUACGAUUCUUACGCGGGAUCGCGCGGUCGAUGACCGAUUCAGUUUUGCUGCCAUGCUGGGCCAAGCUGGCAUGGGCCAAACAUUCCCUGCUGAGGAUGAAGGAAUUCCGGGCCAUCACCCUGGAUCUGCUUAUACUGGCGAUAACCCGGCCAUGGCGGGGACGUUACCCCGCCUAAAACUGGGGAAGCUCCCGAUGGAGCAGAACCUGGAGACCGAUGUGCGAGGCGAGCUUGCGGACGAGGACACAAAGAACCCUCCAGGACCAGGUCGUAACACGCUUCUCCAGGAGUUUGACCAAAUGAUCAAAAAGGAGGAAGAUGAGGACGCUCCCACUAGGGCUGAUAUUCCUUAUCCUCCCUCGACUGCUCGGGACGUGGCUAUGGAAGUUCAGCAUGUCAAGGAGAAUCGUGAUAGACUCAAAAUUGAAGGACGGACAGGUGGCGUUGGCCCAGCUGUCAGUGUCUGCAUGUUUACCUUUCACAACACCUAUGAUGGGAUCACAUGCUUAGAUUUCUCGGAUGACAAUAUGCUUGUCGCAGCCGGUAUGCAAGAGUCCUAUAUUCGAGUUUGGAGUAUGGACGGUAAGCGAAUUCCAACGACUUACGAUAACGUGGACGAUGCCCCUCCAUCCAACUCUCGCCGCCUGAUUGGGCAUUCUGGGCCUAUCUACGCAGUAUCAUUUGCACCAUCAGCCACGCGAUCAGAGAAUGCUGUGGCACCGACCAAUGCUCGCUGGUUGCUUUCAUCCUCCGCUGACAAGACCAUCCGUCUCUGGUCCCUCGACUUGUGGCAAUGCAUGGUCGUUUACAAGGGCCAUGACCAGCCUGUAUGGGAUCUUAACUGGGGCCCGUACGGCCACUACUUUGUUUCAGGGGGUCACGAUAAGACUGCCCGUCUCUGGGUCACCGAUCACAUCCGCCAACAACGUAUUUUUGCUGGUCACGAUCAGGAUGUUGAUUGUGUUGCUUUUCACCCGAACUCCGCCUACGUGUUUACCGGCAGUUCAGACCACACCGUUCGCAUGUGGGCAGUAACCACUGGUAACGCCGUCCGUAUGUUCACUGGUCAUACCGGAAACAUCACCGCUUUAGCAUGCAGCAGAGACGGAAGGCUCCUGGCAUCCGCAGAUGAUCAUGGCUCGAUCUUUCUGUGGGACCUGGCACCAGGACGGCUUAUGAAGCGCAUGCGCGGCCACGGAAAGGGAGGCAUUUGGUCUCUCAGCUGGAGCGUGGAGUCAACAGUCCUAGUCUCCGGGGGCGCAGACGGAACCGUUCGCGUGUGGGACGUCACCGGUCCAGCCCAAGACCCGUCCCAAGGCCGUGUUAUCGGUGAAGGCGGAGCUGGAACUAAGGUCGACGGAGGUAAUGCCUCAGCUAGUGCGCAGGCUUCCAGCUCUGUUGCCCCGGGUAUGGGUAAGAAGAAGGGCAAGGACGUGGUUGUUACGCCGGAUCAGAUCAGUGCGUUCCCUACCAAGAAGAGUCCUGUUUACAGGGUGAAGUUCACCAAUAUGAACUUGAUCAUUGCUGGGGGCGCUUAUCUUCCGUGA
Molecule: messenger RNA, 2229 nt
Organism: Aspergillus chevalieri
Lineage: Eukaryota; Fungi; Ascomycota; Eurotiomycetes; Eurotiales; Aspergillaceae
Gene: TAF5
Product: putative transcription initiation factor TFIID subunit
Exons: 4
Coding region: 1-2229 (742 amino acids)
Biological process (GO): transcription initiation at RNA polymerase II promoter
Cellular component (GO): transcription factor TFIID complex
Molecular function (GO): protein binding; RNA polymerase II general transcription initiation factor activity
Source: RefSeq, a predicted model, not a curated record